Messenger RNA from Hippoglossus stenolepis (Pacific halibut), 4577 nucleotides. RefSeq names its product phospholipase C, beta 2 (gene plcb2). The transcript is spliced from 32 exons. The coding region runs from base 1 to 3819 and encodes 1272 amino acids. The record is from RefSeq and is a predicted model, not a curated record. Gene Ontology annotation, biological process: lipid catabolic process; phosphatidylinositol-mediated signaling. NCBI's taxonomy places the organism in Eukaryota, Metazoa, Chordata, Actinopteri, Pleuronectiformes, Pleuronectidae. Gene Ontology annotation, molecular function: calcium ion binding; phosphatidylinositol-4,5-bisphosphate phospholipase C activity.
AUGAACAAGAAAAGAUAUUUUCUGGAUCCUCCAGAGGUCAAAGAUUACCUGGUCAAAGGAGAGAGGUUUACCAAGUGGUCAGAGGACUCCACAAAGACCGUCCCUGUCACCAUGAAGAUGGAUCCUAAAGGUUUUUACGUCUACUGGAUCAACCAAAGCAAGGAGACAACGUUCCUGGAUGUUGCUGCCAUCAGAGAUACCCGGACAGGAAAAUAUGCAAAACUUCCCAAACACCCUAAGGUUCGCAACGUGUUCAAUCUGGACUUUCCAGACAGCAACCAUCUUGCCAAAACUCUGACCAUCGUCUCAGGUCCGGACACGGUGAAUCUGACCUAUUAUAACUUCUUCGCUUCUAAGGAGAAAGUGACACAGAACUGGGCUAAUGACAUUCUUGCAAUUGCCUACAACCCUGCGAGAAACAACGCCUGCAGACAGGUCUUCCUGGACAAAAUAUACAUCCGCGUUUCUCUUCAGACCAACAAGGACGGCAAGAUCCCAGUGAAGAAUAUUUACAAGAUGUUCCCUGCGGAUAAGAAGAGGGUGGAAAGUGCCUUAGCAUCGGCACAUCUCCCUAAAGGAAAGCAUGACACCAUGAAGCCUGAUGUGUUCACUGAGGCUGCCUUCAAGGCCUUCAUGAUGUAUCUCUGCCCUCGGCCGGAGAUUUACGAGAUCUUCAAUUCUUACUCUACAAAACCCACCAUGACGAAGGAAAAUUUCAGCAAGUUCAUCAACGAGAAACAGAGAGACUCUCGGCUCAAUGAGGAGAUCUUCCCACGCCUGCGGCCGGACCAGAUCAAGGCUUUGGUCGACAAAUAUGAGCCCUGUUUAAGUAACACUAACAGAGGUCUGAUUUCACCAGAUGGUCUUCUGUUUUUUCUGAUGGGGCCGGAGACAUCGGUUGUCAUGCAGGACAGGCUGGCUAAGUGUCAGGACAUGACCCAACCCAUACCUCACUACUUUAUCAAGUCGUCCCACAACACAUACCUGACAGCCGGUCAGUUCUCCGGUGUGUCCUCCCCGGAGAUGUACCGACAGUGUCUGCUGUCCGGCUGCCGAUGUCUGGAGCUGGACUGCUGGAAGGGCAAACCUCCGGAUGAAGAGCCAAUCAUCACCCACGGCUUCACCAUGACGACUGAGAUCCUCUUCAAGGAUGUGAUUGAGGCCAUUGCUGAGAGCGCCUUCAAGACUUCGCAGUACCCCAUCAUCCUGUCGUUUGAGAAUCACGUCGACUCGGUGAAACAGCAGGAGAAGAUGGCCAACUACUGCAAAACCAUAUUUGGUGAUGCCCUGCUGACAGAGCCGCUGGACAAAUACCCUCUGAAGCCAGGUCAGCAGAUCCCCAGCCCUUCUGAGCUCAUGGGCAAAAUCCUCAUCAAGAACAAGAAGGGCAGCCAUGAGAAACCAGUCCAGACCAAGAAAACCACCACAGCAGCCUCAGAACAGACCACGGCCACAGCCGCACCUGCCCAGGUCACAAGCAACACUUCCCAGGAUCCUGCGCCCAGCACCCAGGAGAACCAAGACGGGGACGCAGCUGUGGAGGACAACGAGGAGCAGGAGGAGAUAGAUGAACAGGAUGAGGAGAAAAUGAAGACAUCGGACGAGGGCACAGCUGGGCAAGAAGUAACAUCCUACGAGGCCAUGUCAUCCCUGGUCAACUACAUCCAGCCCAACAAAUUCAUCUCUUUUGACAACGCCAGAAAGAAAAACAGGAGUUAUGUCAUCUCGUCUCUCGUGGAGACCAAAGGGGAGGCAAUGAUUUCCAAGACUGGCGUCGAAUUUGUGGAAUACAAUAAGAGGCAGAUGAGCAGGAUUUACCCCAAAGGAACAAGAAUGGACUCAUCUAACUACAGCCCCCAGCCUUUCUGGAACGUGGGCUGCCAGAUGGUGGCGCUCAACUACCAGACAAUGGACUUCCCCAUGCAGCUGAACAUGGCUCUGUUUGAGUUCAACGGCCGGACGGGGUACCUGCUGAAGCACGACGUUCUGCGACGCAGUGACAAGAAGUUUGACCCCUUCUGUGACAGGAUUGACACGGUGGUGGCGAGCACACUGACCAUAAAGAUCUAUUCGGGACAGUUUCUGUCUGAUAAGAGCGUGAAGACGGGGGUGGAGGUGGAGGUGAUUGGGCUGCCGGGGGACCCCAAAAAGAAGCAUCGCACCAAGUGGUCCACCACGCCCAACGCCAUCAACCCGGUGUGGAAUGAGGAGCCUUUUGUUUUUGAGAAGAUCCUGCUCCCAGAAAUGGCUUCUCUGAGAAUUGUCGUCCAUGAGGAGAACGGCAAAUUCUUGGGACACAGGAUCAUCCCAGUUGAUUCCAUCCUAUCAGGCUUCCAUCACAUCUGCCUGCACAGUGAGAGCAACCUGCCGCUCACGCUCCCGGCUCUCUUUGUGUACAUUGAGGUCAAGGACUACAUCCCUGCUGCCUUUGCAGAUUUCACCGACGCCUUAUUUAACCCAACAAAGGGCACAGAGAAGACCAGCAAGACCCAGAAGGAGUCGUCCUCGAACUUCAUCUCUCCAUAUGAGUUACCUCUUGUGGUCAAAGCCGCCACAGACAAAGCAAAGGAAAGUGAACCCGCUGUCACAGAAAAGGCUGUGUCUGAGCCUGCACCUUCUGCUGACACCAAUGACCAACCAUCCCAGUCUCCACCAGAGACAAGUCCAGACCAAGCUAUAGUAGAAGAAGAGAACACAACAGAUGCUUCACAGCCUGCAGCAGAGCCUCCUCAAACUCCUGAUACUGCUGCUGAAGAUUCAGCACCAAUAUCCGAAACUCUUCCUGAAGCCGCCCCCGAGGAAGCUGACCCUGAGAGAGAAGCGGCUCCGGAGCCAGAGGCAGCUCCUGAUAUCAAAGAGGAACCAGUGAAUGAGUCCGGCACAAAUUCUGAGUCUGCUCCAGAUGAGAAAGCUGCCCCAGAGGAGGCUCCAGGAAAAACUGCUGCUGUGGUCGUGCCCUGUCCAGAAAGUGCAUCACCUGAGUCCUCAGGAUCAGACGAAUCCCCUCAGCUGCCGACAUGCAGCGAAGCAGCGCUCCUGUGUGCUCAUCCUGCAGAUCCCUCGACUGUGACCAUUGAAGAACUGACACAGCACAAGAAUUAUCUGAGGGUCAUCAAGCGUCAGGAGAGAGAGAUGAAAGAAUUGGAGAAGAAAUAUCAGAAAAAAGCCGAGGAUCAGAUUCAGAAAUACUGCGACGCCUUCAAGGCUAUAAAGAAGAAGGCCUCGCUGAAGAAAAAAGAGGAAGGAGGGAGCACCCCUGACUCCAGUGUGCAGACGGAGCGGGUGCAGGAGCAGAAGGAGAAAAUGCAGGCGGAGCUGCAGGCUCUGUGGAGGGAGCAGGGCGAUCAGCUCAAGAAGAAGAAAGAGCAGUUUGCUACAGAGAGACUGGCCAAACUGAUGGAGACGGCCACAGAGAGACACAGCAGUGAAGUGAAGACCCUGGACAGUGAAGCCAAAGAGACUAAGAAGAAAACGCUCUCAAAAUGUUCAUCCUCAAAGAAAGCAAAGCUGAAAAGGGCGAUGAGCAUGGAGCUGUUGGACGAGACCAGUCAAUCUGAUGGUGCUUCUUCAGAUCACAGCCCACAGCAAGAGGCUCUGAUGAAGAGACAGGCGGCUACACUGGACGAAAUCAAGACCCUGACCAAUCAGCUCAAUCAGGAGGCCCUGAAGGAGCACGAGCAGAAGUUGAGGUCUCUGGCAGCGGAGGUGAAGGACGCUGUCAAUGUCUGCGUGGGUGCUCACUUCCCCGACCUGGUCGACCAGGCUGGAGACAAGAAGGUGGAGGGAGUCGGCUUCUAUGGAGAUGUCUUCCUCGGUUAAACUCGUCUUUUGACCCCUGACCCCUCAAUGUCACCUAAUUUUUUAUUUUUUAUUGUAACUUCCAUGUUUUUUUUUUUGUCAACCUGAGUACAACUACUGCAUUGUAGACUAUUCAAUGAUGGAAACUGUGUGAAAUUCAAUAUUAUAUUUAGGUGCUGUUCAUGGAGAGGGUAUAUCUUUAGGAGUGUUUAAGUGAUAAUCAUGUUUUUAUGGAUGUUAUGGAUGAUUUUGAACUUUUUUUUAAAUUUUAGUUUUAACUCUAUAUUUUAGUUGUUUCCCACUGGAUGAAAAAAAAAAUUCCAUUGGGCUACUCAGGGACAAAUAUCUUCCAGACGAAGGCCCAUCACCAAAAGCACAGUUGAUGAGUUGAAUGAGAAUAAAUGUAUCAGGGAAAACGGGUUAUCUGAGUUCGCAGGCUGCAUCGAGACAAUGACUCUAUUUGUGACACUUGAGUGCAGCUUGAUUUUCUGUGUGAGACCAUGAAGCCACAAUGAAGCUGAGAAUUUUCGGUGUGUUGAAGAUACAAAAAGGGAACUCGGCAGAAUAAAGAUAAUUUAAAAUCUGUGGCGAGGAAAACAAUCCUAUGAGGCCAUACAAAAGAAAAACUCGAUUUGUGUUCGGAUGCCACCAAUAGCCAGUUAACAUCCAUGUUUGUCUGACUCAUGUAAUAUGUAGUGAAGACUUUGAAGUAAUUAAUUGAAAGGUUCUAAAUAUAUUUUUUGAUUUAUGAUAAAGGGACAUAUAAAAGAAUAAUUUAA